Molecule: messenger RNA, 390 nt
Organism: Penicillium egyptiacum
Lineage: Eukaryota; Fungi; Ascomycota; Eurotiomycetes; Eurotiales; Aspergillaceae
Source: the annotation of a GenBank genome assembly
AUGUCUCUCAAGAAAGAUUCUCACCCCUCGUCCGCUGCCUUCGACGUCAUCAACCAGACGCUUCAGGCCAACGAAGCUGACCGCAAGGAUGCCCUCGGCAAGGCCAAGGCCAUCUUCGCCUUCAACCUGAAGAACUCGAGUGGUGAGGAGGCUGCUUGGUACCUUGACCUCAAGAACAAGGGCGAGGUUGGACAGGGUCUUGCCCCUGCUGGCGACAAGGCUGACGUGACCCUCUCCCUCUCCGAUAAUGACUUCGCCCAGCUCGUUUCCGGCCAGGCCAACGCUCAGCGUUUGUUCAUGGGCGGCAAGCUGAAGAUUAAGGGUAACAUUAUGAAGGCGACCAAGAUGGAGCCUAUCCUGAAGAAGGCCCAGGGCGGUGCCAAGCUGUGA